Molecule: messenger RNA, 1125 nt
Organism: Paramecium pentaurelia
Lineage: Eukaryota; Ciliophora; Oligohymenophorea; Peniculida; Parameciidae
Source: the annotation of a GenBank genome assembly
AUGAAUAAAGAUGAUAAAAGUUUCAAAUAAGAAAAAAUUGAUAUCUCUGAAUCUCAAGUUGCUCCAUUAGAUAUAAUAUAAAUAAUUCAAUAAAAGUAUGCCAGAAGAGUUAAUUAAUGUAAUGAUUGUAAUAAUAAACAUAAUAUUAGAGAUAAUCAUUAAUGAAAUACCUGAAUCAUCCAAAAAUAUUGAUUCUACAUUAUAAAAAUAAGAUAGUUAAUAAUAACUUAUAUUUUAAAAAGACAUAUAUGCAAGAGGUUAACAUAUAUUUAAAUUUAUUUAGAUUCAUUUAAGAGUGUAGGUUGUAUUUGUAGAAUAUGUGAAUUUUCAGAAUAUAAAGAUAAUCCUCUUAUUCGUGUAUGUAAAUGUAUUAGAUCUUAAAAAUAUGUGCAUGAAUAUUGUUUGAAAAAAUAAAUUAUCAAAAAAUAUAGAAAUAAUCUUCAUUAAGCAAAAUGUGAAAUUUGUUAAGAUACUUAUUAAAUGGAACUAAAAAUUGAAAAAAUAUUUGCUCCUGUAAUAAGAUAUGUUAUUUUUUUAGAAAACAGCAUGGUCUUAAAGCAAGGAUAAAUUACCUUUAUUUUGUUUAUUAGUCUUUUUGAUUGUUAUGAUAGUCGUUGUAAUCUUACUUGGAACUCGAUUGUAUGAACUUUAUUGUAAUUUAGAACAGAGGCUAAUUAAAUUACUGAUAGGAAAAACUUUCUAGAUUCUUAAUCUUUCUUAAUAAUAUUUGUUAUCUUUGCAGUUAUUAUUAUACUAAUAUUAUUAUGGUUAAUUGCAAUGAUUGUCAAAGGGUUGUUAAUAGUAGAAAGAAUUUUAUUUUGGUAAUUAUAAGAAUUCAAACCAGUGAAGAAAUCUAUACUUAAUAAAAAUAUAUUAAUUUCAGAACUCAGAUAAUCAUUUCGAAAAUCUAAAUUAUUUGGUGAAUAAGAAACUAUGUAAAAUAGAACAAAUAAACAUUAAAAUACUUUUAAUAUCUAAAAAAUUAAUCAUAAUUAAGAUGAUUAAUUUAUUGAUGUUGGUGAAAUAUCUACAUAAAGAAAUUAACCUAAAUAAGUUACCAGUAAUGUACUUACUAUUUAAACUGAUCCUCGAUAAACUAAAAGAUCAAGAUUUUCAAUUAUUUGA